Messenger RNA from Kogia breviceps (pygmy sperm whale), 1583 nucleotides. RefSeq names its product LIM homeobox 3 (gene LHX3). NCBI's taxonomy places the organism in Eukaryota, Metazoa, Chordata, Mammalia, Artiodactyla, Physeteridae. Gene Ontology annotation, cellular component: nucleus. Gene Ontology annotation, molecular function: RNA polymerase II transcription regulatory region sequence-specific DNA binding; zinc ion binding; DNA-binding transcription factor activity, RNA polymerase II-specific. The record is from RefSeq and is a predicted model, not a curated record. Gene Ontology annotation, biological process: regulation of transcription by RNA polymerase II; neuron differentiation.
AUGGAGGCGCGCGGGGAGCCGGUCCCGGGCCGGGAGUCGGCGGGCGGCGACCUGCUGCUGGCGCUGCUGGCGCGGAGGGAAGACCUGCGCCGAGAGAUCCCACUGUGCGCUGGCUGCGACCAGCACAUCCUGGACCGCUUCGUCCUCAAGGCCCUGGACCGCCACUGGCACAGCAAGUGCCUCAAGUGCAGCGACUGCCACACGCCGCUGGCUGAGCGCUGCUUCAGCCGCGGAGAGAGCGUCUACUGCAAGGACGACUUCUUCAAGCGCUUCGGGACCAAGUGCGCCGCGUGCCAGCUGGGCAUUCCGCCCACGCAGGUGGUGCGCCGCGCCCAGGACUUCGUGUACCACCUGCACUGCUUCGCCUGCGUCGUGUGCAAGCGGCAGCUGGCCACGGGAGACGAGUUCUACCUCAUGGAGGACAGCCGGCUCGUGUGCAAGGCAGACUACGAGACCGCCAAGCAGCGAGAGGCCGAGGCCACGGCCAAGCGGCCGCGCACCACCAUCACGGCCAAGCAGCUGGAGACGCUGAAGAGCGCCUACAACACGUCGCCGAAGCCCGCGCGCCACGUGCGCGAGCAGCUCUCCUCCGAGACCGGCCUGGACAUGCGCGUGGUGCAGGUGUGGUUCCAGAACCGCCGGGCCAAGGAAAAGAGGCUCAAGAAGGACGCGGGCAGGCAGCGCUGGGGCCAGUAUUUCCGCAACAUGAAGCGCGCCCGCGGCGGCUCGAAGUCGGACAAGGACAGCGUCCAGGAAGAGGGGCAGGACAGCGACGCCGAGGUCUCCUUCACCGAUGAGCCAGCCAUGGUCGAAAUGGGCCCUGCCAACGGCCUCUACGGUGGCCUGGGAGAGCCUGCCCCAGCCUUGGGCCGGCCCUCGGGGGCCCCAGGCAGCUUCCCGCUGGAGCACGGAGGCCUGGCCGGCCCGGAGCAGUACCGAGAGCUGCGCCCCGGCAGCCCCUACGGCGUCCCCCCAUCGCCUGCUGCCCUGCAGAGCCUCCCUGGCCCCCAGCCCCUCCUCUCCAGCUUGGUGUACCCGGAUGCCGGCUUGGGGCUCGUGCCCUCGGGAGCCCCAGGUGGGCCCCCACCCAUGAGGGUGCUGGCAGGGAACGGACCCAGCUCUGACCUCUCCACGGGGAGCAGCGGGGGCUACCCCGACUUCCCUGCCAGCCCCGCCUCCUGGCUGGACGAGGUGGACCACGCUCAGUUCUGACUGAGACCCCCGGCUCCACCGAGCACCGGACACGAGGGGUCUGGGCGGCAGCACGGCCCCUGGCUGGGGGGGUCUGGAGCUGAGCUCUCCUGUCCCAAAGCCCUGGACCCCUGGGGGACGCAGCGCCACCGGCGGGGGACAGGAUGAGGGCUCAGGGAGGGCUCGUUUCUGCGGAGUGCCCCCCGCAGCCCCUCCCCUAGUCAGAGGGACUCUCCAGGCUCCCCUGAGAGCCUCCUCCUCGGACAGGGGGCAGCCCACCUGGGGGCCGCUCAGCAAGCCUCGUUUUGUAAGCAGAUUUCUCCCUUUAUCGGCCCAUUAACUGAGUGGUUGCUGCAGUUUCUAAACAGGAAAUGUCACACACACACACACUC